This is a messenger RNA of Laccaria bicolor S238N-H82, 1419 nucleotides long. RefSeq lists its product as uncharacterized. The record is from RefSeq and is a predicted model, not a curated record. The coding region runs from base 1 to 1419 and encodes 472 amino acids. The transcript has a single exon. Lineage: Eukaryota; Fungi; Basidiomycota; Agaricomycetes; Agaricales; Hydnangiaceae.
AUGGCUAAUCUCCUGGAUGACUCGGAAGUUACUAGGAACCUCUCAGACUUGGAGGUUUCUUCCUCGGAUGGACAGCCUGAAGCUGCUCUUGCCAACGAGUUGCCACCCGAACUCCUGGUGUACAUUUUUGGAAUUGCACAGAACCUCCUACUCCCAUCAGAGCAUCUAUUUCGGCAAUUUCCUCUUGUACUUGGGGAUGUCUCGCAUUACUGGCGCCAAGUGGCGUUUGGAGCGCCCAUGUUGUGGUCGAACGUGGAUAUCUCGCAUCCUCGGGAUCUCACUGUUUUACGAGCCUACCUCGACAGGUCCAAGGACUACCCUAUUGAUUUGCACCUCAUCUAUGAUAUCACCCUUCCCCAAUAUGAGAAGGCAGAUCCGAGCGAUGUCAAUCAGCUCAUUGUUAUCCUGCAACCCCAUUAUUUUCAUUGUCGUUCCAUCAGACUCAGCGCUGGGACAUAUCCCGAAGCCACUCCAGAGAUGUUGAGCCUCCUUGGGUCGAUGCGCGACGGUCAUUACCCUAUGCUACAGAGUUUUCUCGUCGAGGGUGCUGAAAUGUAUGACACGAUAAAAUCAUGUGCGAUUUUAAACGAUGCUCCGAACCUUACCAACGUGCGCUUAGGAGGCCUGGGUUUAAGCUUCUGCCGACCUCCUCUCAAUGCCGUCACUGAGCUUCAUUUAGCAGUCACACACAGUCUCAUUUCCUACACCGACUUCUCCAAAAUGUUACGAUCCUGCGAGUCAUUGAUCACAUUGUGUAUCUACGAUGAUUUGGUUGACCCAUGGCCAUCUGGUCAGCCAUUAAUCCAUAUACCCUCCCUCCGAUACCUACGGAUCUUUGGAAACAUGAUGAGUGUCUCUCAGUUUCUACUCUCCAUUUUUGUUCCAGAUCUGGAAGAACUCACCAUUGCUCCCAUCGCCAAGGCCGACCUCACCAUCCUUCAAGAGGAUGUCUCUCACAACACCCCAAGAUUUCCUGCACUAAGGUCUCUGACCCUUGCACCCUGUCGUGCUUAUGCCAUGGCACGAACUUUAGGCCUUGCGUCGAUAUGCUUUCCCGGGAUAGAGUUACUUAUUCUUCCCAAAUAUUAUAGCAAAUGUUUUUUAAUGUCUUUCGUGACAGACGAAGCCGCCCCUUUGUGGCCAGGGCUUCACACCCUCGCGGUGCGUGACAUUGAUGGCAGGUGCAACCAACGUGUUUUAUAUGAGUUCGUCGAGGAACGCCAACGUCUAGGUGUGCCCUUGCGCGCGUUAUACUUGGAUUCUUCAUCGGUGCCCAAAAUGACUCGAAUGGAUUGGCUCAAGGAUCAGUUAUCGGUGGUAGAGGUGGAUCCUUGGUGGAUACAAUGCGGGGAUGCCUUCUAUAGUGGUGAACAAGAUCGGUUUCUAGGAUCAGGCGGGGAUGAUCCUGAUAUUUCUUGA